AGAGCUCCUGUGGGCCAGGCCCCUGCCCAGUCUUCUGACCACUUGACUUCUCAAUAAGGUGAUAGCCGAGGUCCCUGACCCUCAUGGAGUGAGCUGAUUUGGUGGCUCCCGUGUACAUCACCUGUGGAAAGACAGCUGCUGCUUGACUGAUGGCUCAUGGUUGCAAUCAAUGUGAAACAGGACUGCAGAGUCCCUUCCACCCUGAGGGGUGGAGACUGUGCCAUCCUUCUGGCCUCACCACCCUCCCUGAAGUGGUUAGCAUCUAGGAUAGGAGUGUCCAACACCUCUCACCAUCAGCCCCCUGGGAUUGCAGCCAUUGAUGUCUCCCAGGGAGGUCUAGUUUCCAGGGACCUGACCUGCCUUCAUGAAGAAAAGGCAUGGGCAGUUAGGGUGGCGGCUGGCUGUCUGGACUCAGUGACCUUUGAUGACAUGGCUGUGGGCUUUACCCAGGAGGAAUGGGACAUACUGGACUCGGCUCAGAGAGAUCUGUACAGAGAGGUAAUGCUGGAGAUCUACAAGAACCUGGCCUCAGUAGGUAAGGCUACCAUCACUCCUCUGGCCUCCUGGAAUGGUGCGUGUUAUGGACUUGAGAACAGAGGCAAGUCACUGCACUGAUGGGCUUUAAUCUAGCAGGGUGAUCUUCACAGCAUGGUCCCAGGGUCAAGAGCAUCACUGCCACUCUGUUAGAAAUGUGCAGUUCCAGACUCCCACCUCUCCCACUCCCCACACACACACUGAGUGGAAGCAGGAUCUGGCCAGCUUGUCCUCUGAGCCAUUCAGAUGAUCUGACUCACUCCAUAGUUGAAAACCACCGGAUAGUGGUUUUCCAAGUGAAUGAAGAUGCCCCAGUUUUGUACUUACCUUGAAUAAAAGUCUUAUAGGAUUUUUGUUUUGUUUUGUGUUUGAGACAAGUUCUUACUCUGUCACUCCUAGCUGGAGUGCUGUGGCCUCAUCACAGCUCCCUACAAUCUCAAACUCAUGAGCUCAAUUCUCCUGCCUAAGCCUCCCAAGUAGCUGGGACUACAGGCGCCUGCCACACACCCACCUAUUUUUAGAGACAGGAUCCCUCUUGUUCAGGCUGAUCUUAAGCAAUCCACCCACCUCGGCCUCCAGCAGAGUGCUGGGAUUAAUCCUACUGUUUUUUAACACACUGACUACAACACACACAAAAAAGAAAAUUUGUCCUUGAGGCUAUGGUGAGGCUAUAGAACAAAAACAUAGAAAACAAAACAAUCCUAAAACAUAGAGACAUAAAAAAGUAAUAUAAAAACUUGAAAAUUAGUAAUGUGAGAAGUUACGUGAAAACGUGAAGAGUAGUUCCUGACUCUAAUGGCUGUUGAUGUGUUAAAUAUGCCCUUGGCUGUGAUGUGGGUGUCAGGGUCAGUGAUAACCAGUUUCUUUGGGGCACAAAAAACUGGGAGCUUGAGCUGUGCUGGCCAGCGGGAGGCUCAGCGUGUUUCGGAGCAUGACAGGGAAACGCUUUGAGAUGCACCACAUCACACACCUGCGGCCCUUGGACUUGGGAGUUUUAGGACAUCUCCAGCUUCCCAAAUUUCCUUUCCGCUGAUGCAGACUUUCCCUUGAUCUCAUAGAUGAGCUCCUCUUUUGUUUCUGAGUUUAUUAAGGCCUUCCUACCUUCCUUACUUGAUAAUACUGUUUCUGCUUACUUCUACAUUUAAUUUUCAUAGAAUGAACUGUCAAAAAGUUAUUGAACUUGGGUCGGGCAUGAUGGCUCACACUUGUAAUCCCAACACUGUGGGAGGCUGACGUGAGAGGAUUUCUUGAGCUCAGGAGUUUGAGACCAGCCUGAGCAAAGGGGAGACCCGGUCUCUACCAAAAAUAGAAAAAUUAGCUGGGUGUUGUGGUGGACACCUGUAGUCCCAGCUACUCAAGAAGGUGAGGCAGGAGGAUCACUUGAGCCCAGGAGUUUGAGGUUGCUGUGAGCUGUGAUGCCAUAGCAUUCUACCCUAGGGGAACAGAGAGAGACUCUGUCUCAAACAAAAAAGGCUUGGUGCCCAUAGCUUGGUGGUUAGGGCACCAGCCACAUACACUGGGAUUGGUGGGUUCGAACCCAGCCCUGGCCUGCUGAACAACAAUGACAACUGCAACAAGAAAAUAGCUGGGCGUUGUGGCGGGCGCCUGUAGUCCCAGCUACUUGGGAGGCUGAGGCAAGAGAAUCACUUAAGCCCAAGAGUUUGAGAUUGCUGUGACCUGGGAUGCCAUGGCACUCUACCAAGGGCGACGUAGUGAGACUUUUUUGGUGUUGUGGUAGGCGCCUGUAGUCCUAGCUACUUGGGAGGCUGAGGCAGGAGAACCACUUAAGCCCAAGAGUUUGAAGUUGCUGUGAGCUGUGAUGCCCUGGCAUUCUACUGGGGGUUAUAUAGUGAGACAUUGUCUCAAAAAAAAAAAAAAUUUCUAAACUUGACUAAACUUUGGCAAGCAAAGUUUGUGAUUGCCAAAUUUUAGACAUAGCUGAACCGCUCAAGUUAAUCUUUGUUUUAUUUUUCUAAUGUGUUUAAGGUGAAAACUAGAGCAAAUAUGUGUUACCAUUUUUAACUUAUUUGACCUACCCUUUUUUUCUGUAACCCCAUAUUUUUUUUUCUGUUUUACUUCAGAAUGGCAACUUAAAACCAGUGGGUCAGCACUUUUGCAGACCAUUAUUUGUUCAAAAGCAUCCAAUGGGAUUAAGAUGGUAAGACAAACAAGACAGUUUUAUUUGCCACAUUCAGAAAAGAAUGUCGAAUCCAUUAUGGGACUUGCAGAGACCUGCAGCACUGGUCCAAAGCCAGGACAUCUCCAGAGGCUGCUCUGGUUGGAAGUGCGUCCAGUCUGGCCCUUCAGAGUUCCCUGGAGCGUUCAUUGCCACAUGUGUAACUGACUAGCUGGACAUUCUGAUCAAUUCUGUGGAAGUCUGUAGGAAUCCCUUGGGAUUAGAGGAGGUGACACAGGUUCUUAGGUUCUUUCAGCUUAAAAGCAUCUACACGGCAAAAACUCUUCAGUGGGUGAAAUCUGUAAGUCAGUUUUAGAAAUCCUUUAAUCUUUGUUUAUUCCUCACCAACAGGGAGGAAGCCGUGGUGGAAGGGGGCCCUGUGACUGUGAGCCGUGCAGAGGUACUUGUGGCGAGGGGGCGUGCCUCUCCACAUGCGUUCGAACUCAAGACACAGGGGACAUGUGUUUCUCUGAUCAACGUGGGAAAUGUUUCAUUCCCCACAAGAAAACCUCUACCAGAGAGGAACUCUCUAUGUUGACUCCGCGUGGAAACGCCUUUAGCUUGAGUCCAGAGGGUGCCUGUCACAGAAGGAGUGAGGGACAUAGCGGGGAGGCAGCUGGGCCUCAGCCCUGCCCUCGGGCACACUCAGGAAGCUCUCUGGAGAGGAAC
This is a messenger RNA of Nycticebus coucang (slow loris), 3379 nucleotides long. It is a transcript of the gene ZNF778, whose product is annotated as zinc finger protein 778. Bases 157 to 615 code for a protein of 152 amino acids. NCBI's taxonomy places the organism in Eukaryota, Metazoa, Chordata, Mammalia, Primates, Lorisidae. The record is from RefSeq and is a predicted model, not a curated record. Gene Ontology annotation, biological process: regulation of DNA-templated transcription. The transcript has 3 exons.